This is a messenger RNA of Rhea pennata, 2604 nucleotides long. RefSeq names its product target of myb1 like 1 membrane trafficking protein (gene TOM1L1). Gene Ontology annotation, cellular component: endosome; membrane. Gene Ontology annotation, biological process: signal transduction. The transcript has 15 exons. Gene Ontology annotation, molecular function: clathrin binding; phosphatidylinositol binding; ubiquitin binding. The record is from RefSeq and is a predicted model, not a curated record. NCBI's taxonomy places the organism in Eukaryota, Metazoa, Chordata, Aves, Rheiformes, Rheidae. The coding region runs from base 83 to 1501 and encodes 472 amino acids.
GAGCGGCCAGCGGGGCGGCCGCUCCUCGGGCGCGGAGCCGAGGGAGGCAGCGCGACCCUCACCGGUGGCGGCAGCGGCGGCCAUGGCUUUCGGGAAAGCCCCGAAGGACCCUUUCGGCACCGCCGUGGGGCGCCUGGUCGAGCAGGCGACCUUUGGAGCGGUGCAGACGGAGGAGUGGGGCCAGUUCCUGCACAUCUGCGACCUGAUCAACGCGACGGUGGAGGGGCCUAAAGAUGCAGUUAAAGCGUUAAAGAAAAAGCUUUCCAAAAACUGUAACCAUAAGGAGAUCAGACUUACCCUGUCUUUGCUUGACAUGUGUAUAGAGAACUGUGGCCCAAGAUUCCAGUCUUUAGUCGUGAAGAAAGAUUUCUGUAAAGACAAACUAGUGAAACUACUGAAUCCAAGAUACAACUUGCCAAUUGACAUGCAGGAGAAAAUCUUAACUUUUAUCAUGACAUGGGCCCGAGGGUUCCAAGGAACGGUGGAUGUGAGCGAAGUAAAAGAAGUUUACCUAGAAUUGCUGAAGAAAGGAGUGGAGUUUCCAUCUUCUGGCACCAACGCAGGGGUAGCUAAGGCAUCAUCUCAGCAUUCUACAAAGUCAUCACCAUCUUCUGCCUCCCCUGCAAAAUGUUCUUUAUUGCCUCUUCCCACUGGUCCAACAUUUUUGCUGACUCCUGAGCAGAUUGGGAAACUGUACAGUGAACUGGAUAUGGCAAAAAUGAAUGUGAAAGUCAUGUCAUCAAUAUUAAAAGAAAAUGUUCCUGGCUCUGAAAAUCCGGAUGAUAUGAAUCUUUUACAGAAACUGUAUAAGACCUGUCGGAUGAUGCAGGAGAGGAUCAUGGAAUUGUUGGUGACAGUGGAGAAUGAAGAUGUGACAGUUGAAUUAAUACAAGUAAAUGAAGAUCUGAAUAAUGUUCUCCUGGGACAUGAAAGGUUCUCUCGAAAUAGAGUUCGUUUUUUGGAGAAUCAGAGAAUACAACGUGAACGUGAAGAGCUGUACAGGAAACAGCCGUCUGCCCCCUCAAGUGAUCUGCUUGACCUCUCUACAGAUUCUCCAUCUCCUGUGUCAGCAGUGGUGGGACCCAACUCUGAGUUUUCUCAGUUUUCAGGCCUUAAUUGCAUAUCUGCACACCCUGAAGAUCCAAACAGGCAUCAUCCAUCAAUUUAUCCGCAGCUAGAUUUAGCAACUACUACAGAAUCUCAGCAGUUCCUAUUUGCAGCUGAAGCACAAAACAAUAGUGUAAGCAUCCCAGCUGGACAUAUAUAUAGCAAUCUUACAACUCUUUUAAGCCCAGUGCCUCUGAAUGCAGUAAAUCUGCAGACUGGACAUACAACAUCAUUAAAUGGAGUAUCACUAGCAGCUGAAUCAAAAAGCAAAUCACAGGCACCUCAUUACUAUGAGAUAAUGGAAUUUGAUCCCUUGGCUCCCAAAGAAGCUAUUUAUGAAGAAAUUGAUGACACUCUGCUGAAACCAGACGCUAAUAAGGAUGAAGAAUGCUGAGAGCGGACAUGAAUUCUUUUACUGAACACAAUUCUCUGAUGCCAAUACUAUGCACCGUUUCCAUUAACGUAUAAACAACUAAGUCUUAUAUUUUGACACAACAAAAAAUAAGUAUUGGAAUAUUAAGCCAUGUGGAAGAGUUACUUGGUAUCUGCACCUUGAUAAUUUGUCUGAAAUGUUCAAAUGUUUACCCUUUGUCGUGCCUUCUGUGAUUAUUUUUAAAGUAUUGGGGCCUUUAAACUGUGCUUUCUAAAUUCACCUCUAUAUAAAGUGACACUUGACGUCUGACACAAGUAAACCAAAAGGACUAUUACAACUAUAGAAGAAAGCUUUUCCUUCAAGUUAACUACUCCAUUGUACAGUUUCAUCUUUUUAUGCAGCAGCCAAACACCACUUUGUAUUUACAGAAACUCCAUAAUCUAGUCUCUGUUUUGGCCUUAUUGCUGCCUACGUUAAUCUCCAUGGAAAUUAGUAAGGGCUUUUCCACAUAUAGAAGUCUAAUAAAAUUGGGCCUUUUCAUAGUUGGGUGAAGACAUUCAGUGUUAAACUGUUUGCCUUUAUAUUCUGAAAGCAGGUUCUUUUCCUGUGUCCCCAGAAAAUAAUUGGAUUUUUUUUCUUGGUAGGAAUCUGAACUGUCAUCCAUGAUUAACAGAACAGAAAACAAAUCCUGCCUGUUCCUAUGCUGUUGUUACUUCUAAUUUUAUGUACUGAGUAAAUAAUGGAAAGGGAUCAAUCAUUUCUUUUCAAUGUUCCUACCCUGCAGAGACUUUUGUUCUGCUACAAUGCAGAUGAGCAUUAGUUGUUCAGUUAUUUUCAUCAAGUAGUUAAACUCUGUUAACAGUUUUAUCUUUAUAAUAAAAGUGCCUUCUCAUUUUUUUAUGCUGAAUGUAAAAUUUGCACUUGGACAGAUUCAGGAAUUCUGUGAAUUUGUAACUGAUAAAAAAUUUGAAAACUUUGUUCAUGUUCGGAGCUGGUAAGCUGACUCUUUUUAAGUACUGCAUUUUAAGCUUUCCUUAUAAUAACCUUGUGGGUGAUACAGGUUCUCACUCUUGCACAGGUUUUAUAGUACAGAAUUCCAAAUAAAAACAAAUGCUUACUGCAAA